AUGCGGCUCCAGGCGGCGCUCUUUUUCGCCGCGUGCCUAUCGCCCGCGGCGGCCAUCUACUCUGACGAGGUCAACCACAUCGACUUCCACCAUGCUCUCCUCGGCGCCCCAUCCCCCGAUUCCACCUUCUUCCUCAAGCCAUCCACAUCUUCAAAUGCUUCCCUCCUCUACACCCUAUCCGAUAAGCUGCUCGUGGGUGCUGUGAACCCCCGCGACGGCGCGCUGGUAUGGCGCCAGAACAUCUCGCGGUCGGCGGACUCUCCCGCACAUGGGGCGGGUCUCUUGCGCGGAUUAGAUGGAAACGAUGCCGUUGUAGCUGCGGUGGGUAACUACAUCGCGUCUUGGAGUGCUCAGGAUGGUAAGGUGGGAUGGGAGAAUCGGGUCUCCAAGGGUGUGGUUGCUGAUCUCGAGCUGUUGGAGCUUGAGGAUGCUACCGCGACCUCCGGGGUGAGAGAUACGAUUGCUGUGGUUGCUAGCGACGGUGCCGGGAUUGUAAGACGGCUGGAUGGAAAUACCGGAAAGUCAGUGUGGGAAUUCAAGGAUACAAGUGGUGACGUUCCGUUCCAAGUGUCGUCUUCUUCUACCGAGGUCUUCUAUAUUUCACUCCAGUCGGCUAUGUUGAAGGGAUUCAAGAUCAAGUUCACUGCUUUGGAUCCAUUGACUGGGCGACAGACUCGUCAACAGAUCCUAAACUCUGAGGCUGAUGUGGCUACACCGGAGUCCGUCCUCUAUGUGGGCGCUAAUUCCGCCUCGCCUAUCAUCGUCUGGACCGACAAAUCGCAAAAGUCUCUGAAAGUUAAUGUUAUUGGUACCAAGGAGGUCACCUCUAUUGCCAUUGACAAUACCACCGGCUCCGAAAUUCAAAAGAUCACAGUCCACGCUCCCCACAAGCUCAACGCUCUGCCCCAUUUCUUGGUCCACUUUGCAACCGAGGCCGGAGCCUGGGCUGAGGUUUACCACGUGGACCUGGUGUCUGCUAAGGUCACCAAGGCCUACCGGCUGCCCUAUCUGCCCGGCCAGUCGGCGGUCGCAGCCAGUGUCAUUGACGCUAAUGUCUAUUUCACUCGAAUCACGGACUUGGAAGCCAUUGUUGUAUCAUCCGCCUCUCAUGGAGUUCUGGGACGAUGGGAUCUGCAGAAGCCUUCUUCUGACGUUGCCCUUCACUCAGUAUCCGAGGUCGUUGCCAAAGGAAAAUCUGUGGCUGUUAGGUCAGCGCUUUUCCGGAAGCACGGAGAUUGGGAACUUGUCCGAAACGGCCAGAUUGAGUGGACUCGACACGAGGGUCUUAUUGAUGCUGUCGCGGCUACCUGGGCGGAAACCGACGCCCAAGAGGAUCUUGCUCAUGAGCUGGAAGUCGAGGGUCACGAGACUUUGUACGGCGCGUACCUACACCGUGUGAAGCGUCAUAUCCGGGACUUGGAGCAUCUGCCCGACUGGCUGAAGGAUCUACCUAAGCGCAUUCUGAGCAGUAUCUUGGCCGACGAAGUGUCCAACCUGGACAGCUUUGGAGUUGCUAAAUCAGUUAUUGUCGCCACCAAGAACGGCCGUGUGUACGCCUUGGAUACUGCCAACCACGGCGCCGUUUCGUGGGGCAUCCAAGCAGUGGAGACAUCGCAGUGGAAUGUGAAGGCUAUUUUGGCUUCACCAGGAGUCGCAACCAUCUAUUCCGACGAUGGAAGCUCUGUGACUGUGGAUGUGUCGACUGGGGAGAUCGUUUCACGCAUCGAACCGUCUAACAGCAAACUGCACUCGAUUGCUGUCUUCGGCGCGCAAGAUGGAAGUUUGCUGGCCACCGUCGGUGUCCGUGAAGAUGGUACUCCAGUCACUGCAUUUGCCGACGAAGAUGGAUUCUUGGUAACCACCAGCGUUGAUGGCCGAGUCCUCGGCUGGGUUGCGAAGGAUAACAAGACCCCUGUGUGGGAGUUUGUUCCUCCCUCCGGACAGAAGGUCGUCGAAGCGACCGCUCGCCCUGCGCAUGAUCCCGUGGCGUCUAUCGGAAGAGUCCUUGGAAACCGCUCGGUCCUUUACAAGUACCUCAACCCCAAUCUCGCCGUGGUGACUGCAGUGAACGAGCAGACCCACACCGCCAGUUUCUACCUGUUGGACGGUGUUUCAGGCAAGGUCCUUCACGCAACUACCCAAGCAGGCGUGGACUCCACGCAGCCCAUCGCAUCUGUCAUGUCCGAGAACUGGUUCGCCUACUCAUUCUGGGGCGAUGUUGAUGGCAGCGAGACCUCCGCCAAGGGCUACCAACUGGUCAUUUCGGAGCUCUACGAAUCCCCCCUCCCCAACGACCGCGGUGUUCUUGACUCUGCCACCAAUUACUCCAGCACUGCCACCCUCCCGUUGCCCCACGUCAUCUCCCAGGCCUUCAUGAUCCCCGAAUCCAUUUCCCACAUGGCCGUCACUCAAACGCGCCAGGGCAUCACCACCCGCCAGCUUCUCUGCACUCUCCCCUCCUCCAACUCGAUCGUUGGCAUUCCUCGCCCCGUCCUCGACCCUCGCCGCCCUGUCGACCGUGACCCCACCACGGCUGAGGCCGAAGAAGGCCUUUUCCGCUACGCGCCCUACCUCGACUUCGAUGGCAAGUGGUACCUCUCGCACACCCGUGAUGUCGCCGGCAUCAAGGCCGUGCUCUCUCGCCCUACCCUCCUGGAAAGUACCAGUCUUAUCUUCGCUUAUGGAAGCGAUAUUUACGGUACCCGAGCCACGCCCAGCCAGGCAUUUGAUAUCCUUGGCAAGAGCUUCUCCAAGCUGCAGCUCGUUCUCACUGUCGUGGCACUCGGCGCGGGUGUCGCAGUUUUGGCUCCCAUGACUCGGACGAAGCAAGUUAAUGCCCUGUGGAGGGCUUAG
This is a messenger RNA of Penicillium expansum, 2853 nucleotides long. RefSeq lists its product as uncharacterized. Gene Ontology annotation, biological process: protein folding in endoplasmic reticulum. NCBI's taxonomy places the organism in Eukaryota, Fungi, Ascomycota, Eurotiomycetes, Eurotiales, Aspergillaceae. Bases 1 to 2853 code for a protein of 950 amino acids. The transcript has 3 exons. Gene Ontology annotation, cellular component: EMC complex. Gene Ontology annotation, molecular function: protein binding. The record is from RefSeq and is a predicted model, not a curated record.